Messenger RNA from Petromyzon marinus (sea lamprey), 6693 nucleotides. Its product is annotated as cell adhesion molecule 2-like. The record is from RefSeq and is a predicted model, not a curated record. Gene Ontology annotation, biological process: homophilic cell-cell adhesion. Lineage: Eukaryota; Metazoa; Chordata; Hyperoartia; Petromyzontiformes; Petromyzontidae.
GAUAAUGGUUUGCUCCUUGGGAUGGAGAAAGGAUGCAAAGGGACAGAUGUGCGAUUCGCUCAUAAAAGGACCACCACCUCCAAAGGUCUACAUCGGGAUAACGCUCCUCUCCUUCUCUAGCAAUUUGCAGUUCUGCUCGUUGGUUUUCCCGUGCAACCAUGUCGGAAGGGAUCCUACACUGCCAGCUUUUCGUGCUGCUCAUCACUGCUGCCCUCCUCAUUGAGACCGGCCAGUCGCAGACACCCGUCGCCAAGAAUGUGACAGCCGUGGAGGGCGAACGCGUCCUGCUGACCUGCACGGUGGAAAACAGCGAUGGCUCACCCAUCCAGUGGGCCAACUCGGCGCAGCAAACGCUGUUCUUCGACGAAAAAAAAGCCCUCAAGGACACACGGAUAGAGCUGGUUGAACGAGCGGACACGGUGUUGACCAUCUCCAUCACCAACGCCACCCUUACUGACGAGGGCAUUUACGUGUGCUCCCUGUUCACCAAGCCGGUCAAGACUGUGUCCACCACCCUCACGGUGCUGGCUGCACCUAAACAGCCAGUUAUUACGGGAUAUGAUGGAGUCCUAAUGGAAGGAGACACCAUCCAGCUCACCUGUCAAUCAACUGGAAGCAAACCUGCUGCCAACAUACGCUGGUUUAAGGGAAAUCAGGAGCUCAAAGGUCAGAGGCGUGAAAAAAAGGAUAACAACAAGAAAACGUUCACCGUGAUCAGCACCGUGAACAUCACAGUGGAGUGGGUGGACAACAUGACUCCAGUGAGAUGCCAGAUGGACCACCCUGCCUUGAGGACAACUCUGCUGCAGACUUCACAGGAUCUCCACGUUCAAUAUAAACCAAGACUGGUCAUAACACCCUCCAGCGAUAUAUUUGAAGAAGGAGACACAAUGGAAUUAAGUUGUAUUGCCACAGGAAACCCCAACCCAAGCUCCAUUCAGUGGGCGAGGAGAGAUGGAGAGAUGCCCGAUCGAGCCAGGAUUUUGGGGAACAAACUGGUAAUCACCGCUCUCAACAAAACAGACAACGGGACAUACAAGUGCGAAGGUUUCAACAACAUUGGCCAUUCUGCGGAGGAGUACACUCUAUACGUGCGCGAUCAAGCAACAUUCGCUGCCCAGAUUGGGACAGACCAGGCAGUGAUUGGAGGUGUAGUGGCAGUUGUUCUCUUCAUCACUCUCUGCCUCCUCAUCGUUCUAACGCACUACUUUGGAAGACAGAAAGGAACCUACUUCACCCAUGAAGCCAAGGGAGCUGAGGAUGCACCAGAUGCGGACACUGCCAUCCUCAACGCUGAGGGUGGUCACAGUCACCCAGAAGAGAAGAAAGAAUAUUUUCUGUGAGGACCCUUUGGGGUGUGGGUGUGCGUGUGUCUGUCUGUCUGUGUGCGUGUGUGUGCGCGUGUAAGUUUGUUUGAGAGCGAAAGCUAUGAAAACAUCCCGAUUAAAAAAAAAACUUUCCUCUUUUAACGUUCCCUAGCCGAUUCCGUGUUUUUAUUGCUUGAUUCGCAGCUGUUUUAUUAUUACUGUUAUUAAUAUCGUCACUGUAAUUAACGUUUCCUGCGGGGGUUUUCUCUUUCAUUUUAAUAGCCAGCAUUUUGCUCACAACCUUAGUCAAGAACCAAAAUUGUGAGAAUUAUCCAUAAUGCUUAAAGUGAUAUAUUAUGUUGCAUAGCUUGCUUGUAAUUUUUUUUGUUUACAAGCAUUAAGGGUUUUUACGAGUCAGAUAUGGCCAAAAACGCUUUGAUGUUAGUUGGAUUCUGAUGGAUGUUUGUCUUAUGAUUUUAUAUCGUAUAUAUAUAAUUUUAGUGCAUUUGUAUGAAUGUGUAAAGAUUGAGCAGCAUUUUUCAUGUGAAAAGGAGGACUUUUUUGCUUAAAUUCUUUGUGAUAAAUUGUGCACACACACAUACACACCACACACCUUCACGCUGAAUUUCAGUUGUAUCUCUGCGAGCAGCAAAGGAAUAUAUCGUGGCUUUUCUUUAACCCUAGUAAAACCAGCUUUGUACAGUACGUUAUUACAGAGUGUUGUGGUAAUAAUUUUUGUAUUCGUAGUCUCAAAAUGUAAAAUAAACUGCUAUUUAAAAAAAUAAAUUACAAUACAUUGUUAAUACAUUGUGAAAUGGUUUAUCUUAACCUUCCUGCAAAAAUUCACCAGAAUGUGUAAAACAUUUGCAGUAUAUUUAUAUUUAUUUAAGAUUAAUUAGGCAAAAUGGCACUGAAAUAUAAUGUUGCUUUCUCAAGCAACGUCAGUUACAUAUACGGUAUGAGCAUUACUGCUUUUUGGCGAGUUAUCGUUCAAAUAAUUUAAUUGCUUAAGUUAUUUACACGGAAAAGCCUCACUGAGUCUCGACUCAUUUUCAGGAGGGCCCUGCCUUUGAAUGCUUGGCUUUCCCGCUUUCCCGUGUGUGAAAGAACCAUGUACGUGUGCAUGUGGGAGGGAACCAGAGUGCCCCAGAGAAACCCCCACAUACACACGAGCUGACAUUACUCAAACUGUGUACAAAACACAGUUGAACAACCUACUCGCUAAACUGCUCCAUAAUAGCCCCUCAUUGGCUGAAUGAGCACGCACACGGAACAUUCUGCUCGAUAUACCAAUGUGACCUGCAAGGUCGCUGGAUUGCAGACACGUGUAGCCACAAUGUGCAACUGAAGUGCCCUGUUUAGAUGUAGGAACCUGCAAAGUUACGUGACCUGCUCCUACCAAUUUACGUCGCAGGGUUCAGAUUACAGAACGCUGUGUGCUUUAUUAAAGUCGUGGGAAACUGAUGCGUGGUGAGUGUGAUGCGUAAUUGUGAGGUCACACAAACGACUAUAACACUCGGAAAGGUCCUCUGUGUGAUCUUUCCAACAAAGUUAACGAUUGUUAAACCACCAUGACAAAAUAGUUUUGUUGUGGGUCGUUUUUUUAAGUUAAUAAAAUAAGAAACAUUGCAGAGACGUGAUUAAAAACACGAUAAAAUUGUAAAAGUUGUUUUGGAAAAUUAGUUCCCAUUACGAAAUGGAAUACUACAUGAAAUAUUCGUUUCCAAUUAAAGGCUAAAUGAGAGUAAUCCAGUAACACAAAACUUAAUACAUUUUUCAACAACACUUGACUUAAAGGGACACAAACAUAAUAGGUGCUGUUUUAGGCAUUGGCACUGCAUAAUUGGUGUGCUGUGAAGAAGGGCCAUUUACUGAAAUGUUGCCUAUUAUGGAUAUAUAUUUCCUUGUAAGGCCACAGUCGUUUCUGACGAAUGUGUUGUAUGUUUUGUUAUUUGUGCUUGUUCACUACUCUGCCAAUGCAGUACCACCAACUAAUUGUUUAAUUCCGUAACAAUAGAUUUGCAUAGACAUUGAUGUGUAUUUACGCUGGGCGUAUUUACAGUAUUGUACAAUGCAUCACAGCUUCAUAACAAAAGAUUAUCUUUUGGUUCUGGAAAACAAAAGCAUCUUCUCUGACCUCUUGAACAAAAAAGAGAGAUUAUACAACGAAUAGAAAUAAUAUAUACAAUAUCUACACAGAUAUGUUGCUUUAUGUAUAAUAUAUAGCUAUACUACUUACCCCUAAACAUAUAAGAUGGUAUAUUAUUAUUAUUAUUUAAAUCUAGAUGCAUUUAACAUUUAAUACAUAUAUCUUAGUCAGCCUACAAACAACCCACCAAAGCAAAGUCCAUUCAUAAUUCACAGUGCAUUAUGAGCUCAGGCAAAAUAAAUAAAUAAAAAUGCAUACAACAUUUCAAAGAUAUUAGCACAAACCCAGAGAACAUCUUUAUAUAUAACAUUCCUUUUCUUCAUUUGUCAACCCUUCAUGAAGACCUUACGCCUGGGUCAUUCAGCAUGAAAUGACGACUUGGUCCAGAAUUUUCUAAUUCAGGGGCAAAGUCAGACAGGCGUGAUAUUGGUAGCUGCACCAGGCCCUGCCUAGCAGUGCAUUGAUUCAAUUAUAAUUCUUCCACAAUUCUGCCCGUCCAGUGAGUGGGUGUCCAUCGUCCUGGGUAGCAUUACUGGAAACACUGGUGGGCAGAGCGAGCCACAGAGAGCUGCACACAUCUCUCCUUGUGUCGCUUCUCCGAGUGUAAAGCCAGGAACCCGUAGAUGCUUGUGCUCUCUGUCGCAAAAAAGUCAUCAUGAUUUCAUUGCUCAAAUGAGCAUUUGUGGAGGUGCUCAUGUCCUGUUUACAGCCCUGAGCCAGUAGGGGAAAUUCCACAUUCCCAUGGUGAGGGCGAGUCUGUCCAUAGGACAACCACGGUUGACUUCCCAACACAAUUGUAAUCAUUUUAUUAACCCCAGAGGGAUGAAGGGCUGAGUCAACCCCCGACCAGGAAUUAAACUUGUAAUCUUUCGAUCGCGAGUCACUCGCUCUACCGCUAGAGCCACUUGGCUGGCAAACGUUGAUGAUUGAAGUGCACUCUUCCACAGUGAGAGUGUGAAGCCCCAAUGUCUCGUGAAAUAAUAGUGAAGGUUGUUUAAGAUGCCAUGGCAAAACUUUGCUUAGACUCGAUUGAUUAAGAACAUGUUUUUAUAGCGUGUUUGUGUUGUGUUUAUGUUUAGAAUGCCACACAGCGGUGGCUCUGGUGAUUUAACUGCCAGCGCUGAGCAAAGUGACUCAGCAGAGAAUGUGCUGAUAAAUUAGACCAACCCACCCGCUUAAAAAUGCAUACACUUAUUGACCGUGCAUAUAUGCUGUUAUACACAGGGCUUAAUUUCUCAUUUCAUUUAUUUCGAAACACUGUUGGGCAGGCUUGGAGUAGGGAUUAUUGGCAUAAGGCACUGCAAUUACAGUACAAGGCAUGCCUAUCCAUAAUAAUCCUAUAUAAUAGUGGUCUGUAUUCCUACACUCCUAUGAAGAGGUUUAGGAAACAAUUAGGCAAUGGACAUGGUAUGCGAAAAUUCCGCCUAAAAUUAAGCGCUGCUCAGAAAGAAGUGUUCAAUAACGAACACGUUAAUAGGUCAAGGUUUUUAGACAGUGGGUUGAACAACAGAAGUUUUUAAAUAAGAAAAUGCUUACGACAAAUAUUUACCGCAAUAUUUCAUAUUUCAUGAAGCCAUAUCAAAUAAGUAUAUUUAAAUCAUAAAUGGUAUUAUUUCAUUCAGUUACAUCAUGAUAUGGCAGUGAACAUUUCUGCAUGGUGAAGAUUACAUAGACUGAGCGUACACUGUCCGGUGAACUGGUCUACAAUGUCUGUUUUGUGAUUAAAGACAAUGAAAAUGACACUUUAAAAAAGUCAAUGUUCUGACUAAUGGGUAGAGUGACUAUCUUGAUUUAAAGCUUUCGUGACUGCAGGAAUCCAUACUCUUUGAUUCUUUCGGUAAAGUCAUGUAGUUAGAAAAUAUAAUAGAUCACGAAGUUUCGAUCGCAACGCAAGCAACCGUCAUCAACGUCGUCAUCAGGCGAUUGCUUGCGUUGCGAUCGAAACGUCGUGACCUAUUAUUUUUUUCUACCUACGUGACUUUACCGAAAUAACCAAAGAGUAGGGUAAGUGACUGUUGAAAGAAAAUGAGCUAAAAUGAUGAUUGCCUACUACAAAGCCCUCUUAUAUGCUAAUUGGUAUAAUUUCAGCCCAUAAUGGACAGAUGGUCAUAUUGUUUCCAAACCGUGCUUAUUGUACCAUUACACACACAAAUACAAACGUGUGUGGACAAGACUGAAUGCAUACAGUCGUCUUCAGUCAACUACAUGUUUGUUACAGACAUUAUCAGUAAGUCACACCCAUGCACCUAUGUACUUUUUACAUAUACAUUAAAUAAGUUGUAACUUUCCUAAUACAGUACAAACUAUUUGUGUGGUUCUUGCUAAUCAAAACCUGUGUUCAUUACAUAGCGGCUGUGUCGAAAGUCUAAUAUGCAUAUCCAAGCACAUCCUACAGACCUUGCAUAUUGUGGAGAUAUGUUCACUUCAUAAUCAUGCACUGGCUGAUGAAUGUCAAUUGAGAUCAGUGGCAGUCUGUCUCUGAUGCUGAAUGAUUUUACUUCACAGCUGUAGCUGUACAGAAUUAAUUACUAAUCUUCCCCCCAAAAUUCCCCCAAACGUCAUUCAAAACAAACAAAAAAAAUCAAAUUACAUCUAUUAAACAAGUAUGGGAAUAAAUAAAAUGAAGUAAUAAUUUAAAAAAAUAUUGACAUCAAGUAUAAUGUUUAUAUUUUUCUACAUUAAUUUGAUUGCAUUGCAAGUAUUGAAUACCUAAUGUAGGCUACGGGCAAAACAAAUCAAGUGGAUGUUUUAGUGGGUGUAAGCAAUUUUUAUUGUAAAGAGUUAUGCUUACACAAUAGCAUUGUAGUAACCCUAAAUACUGUAUGUGGAGAGUUGUGUAUAUUACAAAUGAGGUAUAAAGUAUGGUUGUGGUUUUUGUACAGUAAGCAGUGGUAAAUUUUGUUAGUCCUGUGUUAACAAUGGCGAAAUUAAAAAAAACAUCUUUCAAUGUGGAUUAUUACACACACACUUGUUUUGGUUAUCUAUGAGUUUAUAAGCCGGUAGAAAUUAUUAUUCCAAACUCUUUGCUUUUGUCACUGAUGACACAACGUGUAACCGUGGUGUGGUUUUUUUGCAUUAGAAUGCAGGGCCAGCAGCUUUUGUCAAGGCUCUGCACAGGUCUUGAAAUAUUUAAAACAAGAAACAUGUUUUCUCUUUGCUGAAAAAGUAUGUGUGCAUAAAACUAAUUUUGUUUUUGUAUGUGUAAGUUUUAUUGGAAUAAAUUAUUGUAAUAUAUAA